Molecule: messenger RNA, 1695 nt
Organism: Gambusia affinis (western mosquitofish)
Lineage: Eukaryota; Metazoa; Chordata; Actinopteri; Cyprinodontiformes; Poeciliidae
Exons: 2
Coding region: 92-1561 (489 amino acids)
Biological process (GO): cell adhesion; bicellular tight junction assembly
Cellular component (GO): plasma membrane; bicellular tight junction
Molecular function (GO): structural molecule activity
Source: RefSeq, a predicted model, not a curated record
ACCACUACCCACACAUUGCAACAAACAAAGCUCUCCGGCUCUCAGGAAGACACGACUACUCCGUUUCUCAAGACAGCAACAGAGCUUCAACAUGGUGUCCGGCGGAAAGCAGAUCUUGGGGAUGGUGUUGGCCUUCAUCGGCUUACUGGGGACCAUCAUCAUCUGCGCCCUCCCAACCUGGAGAGUCACAGCCUUCAUCGGUGCCAACAUCGUCACCUCUCAGAUCAUAUGGGAGGGUUUGUGGAUGAACUGUGUGACUCAGAGCACAGGCCAGAUGCAGUGCAAGGUGUACGACUCUAUGCUGGAGUUGCCUCAGGACCUGCAGGCCGCCAGAGCACUCACUGUCAUCGCCAUCAUCGUUGCAGUCGUCGGGAUCCUGCUGGGCGUGGCGGGAGGCAAGUGCACCAACUUCAUACCCGACGAAAAUCAAAAGAUCACGGUGGCUGUCGCUGCCGGUGUCAUGUUCAUCAUCGCGGGCGUCUUGGUCCUCAUCCCCGUCUGCUGGACCGCGAACACAAUCAUUCGGGAUUUCUACAACCCAACUCUGAUCAGCGCUCAGAAGAGAGACAGCUUCAAAGAUCUUCCCAUCAUGGCCUCAAUGGGGAUGCAGCUGCUGGGCAGCGCCCUGUGCCUCCUGGGCUGGUUUGGGGUCUUCACCAGCUGUGUGCUGCCUAUGUGGAAUGUGACCGCCUUCGUGGGCAGCUCCAUUGUGACCGCCCAGACUAUCUGGGAGGGCAUCUGGAUGUCGUGUGUGGUUCAAAGCACAGGAUAUAUACAGUGCAAGCGCUAUGAGUCCCAGCUGGAACUCAGCGCCGACAGGCAGGCCGCCAGGGCACUCAUGAUCCUCGCCAUUGCUACAGGCAGCUUUGGCCUCAUUCUGGCCUUCGUGGGUGGAAAAUGCACCCGCUUCUUGGAUGCAGAAGGAAGUGGUGCGAAGGAGAAAAUGGCCAUAACAGCAGGGGUGGUGCUGAUGAUCUCAGGGCUGCUCUGUUUGAUUCCUACGGCGUGGGCGGCCAGCACGGUGGUGAAGAACUUCUACAGCACAUCCAUAGACUCUCAGAAGAUGGAGAUCGGAGCUUGCCUCUACCUUGGCUGGGGGGCAGCGUUUCUGCUCAUCCUGGGAGGGGGUCUGUUCAUGAAGUCCUCUUGCUCAGGCAAAGCCCACGACACGGACAAGAGCCCCUCCGUUCGCUACGUGGUAGUCCGAUCCUCUAAUGGAUCCUCCCGCGCUGGCUCCCGUCUCUCCAGGGUGCCAACGGCGCUGGCUCAACCCAUGAAACGCAUGUCACCCGGGCCCCAAAGCUUUGGGGCGCCAACCGCCUAUCCUCAGCUGUUCUCUAGGCCUGGAUAUGACGUCGAAUCCCAGCAGGACAUCAGAGAGGAUUCAGAGAGAUCCUGGGCUCCAUCGACAAAGUCUCAGAUGAAAAGGCCCAAGUCGAGAAAGUCCGAACUCAGCGACACACCAUCAACAAAGUCUCAGUUGAAACAAGCUGAACUGGAUGAAACUUUAUCAGCUGCCAGUGAAAAUAAAGAUGAAGCAGCACCAAAAACAUACCUGUAACAUGAGCACUGGAAGAAGGAAGACUUCAGUUUACAUCUAGUUUGCAGUUACUUAGUAGUUCAAUGCUUUAUAGAUGAUAAUGUUUCAUUUUUAUAUAAUUAUUUGUUGUGUGAAGGACGUUUUUCAAAAUGAAG